Molecule: messenger RNA, 1549 nt
Organism: Babjeviella inositovora NRRL Y-12698
Lineage: Eukaryota; Fungi; Ascomycota; Pichiomycetes; Serinales
Product: origin recognition complex subunit 5
Exons: 1
Coding region: 112-1497 (461 amino acids)
Biological process (GO): DNA replication initiation; DNA replication
Cellular component (GO): nuclear origin of replication recognition complex; nucleus
Molecular function (GO): DNA replication origin binding
Source: RefSeq, a predicted model, not a curated record
UAUCUAUUUACCUCUUAAAAGUGUGCUAGAGUGAGUGAAUCAAUUUCUUAUCACUGAUUGCCACGUCGCUAAAUUGUGGCCCCUGACUUUCCCAUCUUCCUCUUCCCCAAUAUGGCAUCCACGACAUCCUCAGUGUUGUGCCGGUCGACACAGAGUGAGCUCCUCGACGCUUUCCUCUCUGGGGGCCAAGCAAACGUGGCAGUUCUCCCACCAGCACUCAUUAUCCACGGACCGUCAUCCACCGGUAAAACCUUCACACUACGUCACUUUCUCACCCUGUCGAGCUUCAAACACACUCUCGUCCAAUGUGAAGAGUGUGUCACCCAACGGCUCUUACUCCAACGAUGCCUCCGGUCUUACAUUGCCGACAGCGGAUCUACCCCACCUACUGAUUUAGACACCUCUUGCGAUAGCUUUUCGAGUUUUAUGGUUUCACUCGAGCAGUUUUCCGUUCACGCUUCCUACACCCAGCCGCAUUUGCUCGUGCUAGACCGGAUUGACCGGUGCAUGGAGCCCCCUACCGACCUAUUUGCACAGUUCGGACGCCUAUAUGAGCAGUGUUCAGUCAAUCUCUGUGUGGUCUUUGUCUACUCGUCUCCUGACCCCAGGACCCUUUUGACUAGCUCCAUCCCGCACGUAUACUUCCCCAGAUACACCCAGGACGAAGUGGUGGAAAUUCUCUCCACUAAGAUGAUUUGCCAGUUCCCCGGUGAAUUCACAAUUACUGAUACCGCUGCUAUGGACUUUUGGGUCAAGUAUGUGAAGAUUGUAGUGGACUCCAUUGCCGCCUACACCGGCACAGACAUCAUCCUCAUUCAGGAGAUCCUCAUGAAAAUAUGGACUCCCUUCAUAGCCCCCCUUGUCUCUGGGCAGUUCAAAAUCAACGAGUUUAUCCGCUUGUUCAGGCAUGGGCUGCACUUGUUUGGGGACUUUGCCAUCGCCGAUGACUUGUUGGAAUCUCACCCGGGUCACCUGCUUCCCAGCAAUAUUCCGCUCCAUUCCAAGUACAUUCUUAUUGCAGCAUAUCUUGCCUCUUUUAAUGAAUCGCGCUACGAUUCUUUAUUCUUCUCCAAGUUGAAGCAUGCUAGAGCUGACCGCCGGUUCGGUGGCCGCAAGGUCAGAGGAAAUUCAAAAGCCGCGGCGAGGAUCAGCAACCGGAUGCUUGCAGCCUCGCCGUUCGACUUGGAGCGCUUGCUCGCAAUUCUCCAUGCCAUCUACCAGGAAAACUACGACGGUAAGCUAGUGGUAAGUUUCGACGAUGAGGGCAAAGGGGAGACGGAAACAUCGUUGGCAUCCGGAGCGUUGGUGAAUACUAUCGAUGUGGAAUCACAAAUCGCCACCUUGAUAUCCUUACGCUUGAUUGUCAAGACGGGCAAUGGGGUACACGGGGAUUUACUUGCCGGAAAGGUCCGGCUUCGGUGCAACGUCGGCUGGAGCUUUAUCGCAGGGUUGGCCAAAGAUAUUGGCAUGGAUGUCGAAGGGUAUAUUCUUGAAUAGGAGACAGAGUAAGAACCUGUCUCUCGAUAAAUUGCGUAUUAUAACUGGUUGA